Scophthalmus maximus (turbot) is the source of this 2118-nucleotide messenger RNA. RefSeq names its product family with sequence similarity 8 member A1a (gene fam8a1a). Lineage: Eukaryota; Metazoa; Chordata; Actinopteri; Pleuronectiformes; Scophthalmidae. The transcript has 5 exons. The coding region runs from base 27 to 1010 and encodes 327 amino acids. The record is from RefSeq and is a predicted model, not a curated record.
CUAACGACCGGAAGUGAAGACGGAUUAUGGAACAUCCCGCCGUAGAACCUUCGACGACACACAGCGCGAGUGUGACGUCCGGUUCAGACAUGUUCGCGAUGACGACGACGACGACGACUGGCGACGGCGACGAAACCGGCGCAAAGCGGCCCGAAGCGACCGCGACGGCGGAGUACUGCGCCGAGUUGCAGCGGUGGAUGUGGCAGUACUACUGCGGCCACGCCAGCUGGCAGAGCUGGGUCGCGCUGUCAGCCUUCCCCUUCCCCCCGCCGUGCCCCUUCCUUCCGCCGGGGACGAGCGCCCAGACGCCGGGCGCAGCUGCCACCGCGAACUCCGGCGGCGGAGGACCACAGGUGGUUGACCCGCGGAGCUGGUACACCUACCCGCAGUAUCCCCACGGCUUCCCCGCCUCCUCCGACCGGGCAGGUGGUGCGCAGAGCUCGGCCCAGGACCAGACUGUCAACCCGGCGCCUCAGGCAGGCCGAGAGUACACCAUCCCCUCUCCUCUCCAGAGGUUCCUGGCCGAGACGGUGGACUUCUUCAUCCUGUUCUGUGUGAAGGCCACCAUCGUGCUGUGGGUCAUGCACCUGAGUGGGAUGAAGGACAUUGCCAAGUUAGUCACCCAAUUCAUCGUGGAGGAGAUUGACGAGAACACGUCCAUGGAGGACCUGCAGAAGAUGAUGGCCGCGGCUCUGGUCUACAGGGUGCUGGUGUGCGUCUAUGAGACAAUCUGUAUUUGGGGCGCUGGUGGUGCCACGCCAGGGAAGUUUCUGCUUGGCUUGCGGGUGGUGACGUGCGACACGUCCACUCUGGUCCGACCCAACCGAGUCUUUGUGGUCCCAGCGUCUAACGUUUCUCUCUCUGCCUCUACAGUGCGGGCAUUAAAUAAGAACUUCUCCAUCGCCUUCCUCUUUCCCGUCUUCAUCACUCUCCUCUUCUUCCAGCACAACAGGACUGUGUACGACAUUGUGGCAGGGACCAUUGUUGUCCAGAGGAGAGGGGGGACAUAGCCUCUCCCAGCAGCAACAGGCUCUUAUACCUGGCAGGGGGUAAUUAAAUAUGAAUCCGUCACAAACGACAACAAUAACAACUACAACAACAACAACAACUACAAUAACAGCAAAAAAGUGAUGCACUGGCCCACGUCUGCACUAGAUCAACUUGAACUUGGAUUGCACUUAAACUGUGAUGCAUUGGAUUAAGCCUGGAAUGUAAAAAUAAUAUAUAUAUUUUUCAAAAUUAAGUUUUCUUUAACACUGGUUCAUAAAUUUAAAUACGGAAAACCAUUGAAGUAUUGUGACCUUUGAUGGUUUGAGUCUAUAAAAUGGUGCUGUCCAAUGUUUCCAGGAAAUGCUGAGACUUCUCCUCAUACCAUGUGACUGAUAACAGGUGUUUUUUCAUGUUGUGUUAUUUAUUUAUUUUUCCAAAACUUAAAUCAUCCUCUGAGUGUAGGAUUUGAGAUCUUUGGUGACGCCCAGUGGCUGUACCAGGGACCAUUUCUUAAUUUUCCUCAGACUAACCAAGGGGAAUCGUAUGUUUGGCUUGCUUAUGAUCUUUGUGUUAUAUUGUGAUUCUUCUUAUGCACUCAUACUGAAGAAAAAAUGCCUGGCAUAUUUCUAUCCAUUGUUAGUGUGGAUAUGUGAGGAUAGUACUGUUUUUUUUAAUAUAUUUCUGCUGUGCUGAAAUGUAUCAACAACUCUGUGUGUGUGUGUGUGUGUGUGUGUGUGUGUGUGUGUGUGUGUGUGUGUGUGUGUGUGUGUGUGUGUGUGUGUGUGUGUGUGUGUGUGUGUGUGUGUGUGUGUGUGUGUGUGUGUGUGUGUGUGUGUGUGUGUGUGUGUGUGUGUGUGUGUGUGUGUGUGAGAGAGAGAGAGAGAGAGAGAGAAUCUUCUGCUCAGAUUCUUUGUCCUCAGACUUGAAUCUUGUGACUCAGGGCAACUUUUGUUUGUCUCAGUCACAUUUUUAAAUACCACUUCACGUCUCGUGUCAGACAACUGUCGUUGAAUGGUGUGCAGGAGUACGAGAUAACAGGUAACUGAUGUUGCUUACAUACCACUAGAUGUAGUCGUUAUUACAAAAUAAUUUAUAUCCUCACCAAUAAAAACGUUUUUUUGAACACGA